This is a messenger RNA of Myzus persicae (green peach aphid), 3695 nucleotides long. RefSeq names its product cilia- and flagella-associated protein 57-like. The transcript is spliced from 15 exons. Lineage: Eukaryota; Metazoa; Arthropoda; Insecta; Hemiptera; Aphididae. Gene Ontology annotation, molecular function: protein binding. The annotation marks the transcript as partial. The record is from RefSeq and is a predicted model, not a curated record.
AUCUAUAUAUAGGUACGUGCAAUAUAGGUUGUGACCCCUGAAAAAAGGUCUGCAACACCGGCCUGGCAAUGACCGCGAGCAUGUUUUUCGGCUCUACGCCGUCCCUGGAGAUUGAGCCCAAGUUUGUGUUCGGCCUAAACAGCAACAUUUCGGGGAACUGUCUGUACUGGAAAAACGACGUGAUCGUGUACCCGGCCAUGUCGGUCAUUGUCAUCUACGACGUGAAGACUAACACGCAGAGAUUCAUCAACCUGACCGAAGGACCGCGAAAAGUCAUCACGGCCAUGGACUUGAACAAUAACAACCACGUGUUGGCUGUGGCGACGGUAGACGAGAAAGACGCAGUGGACGGCGGCGGCGGCGGCGGCGGCGCGAGGCCGGUGGUCAGCAUUUACGAUCUGCGCACGCUGGACUUGAAGCACGUGUUCCAGGAGCCGGACUACAACGACGGUGGUGAAGACGGCGAAAAUGAAGACGACGGAUCGCAAAAGACCUACCAGCGGCGGUUCUCUAAAAUUCAGUUUUUGUGGGACAACAUCUUCGUGGCGGCCCUCGUCGUCGGCGGCCAUGGCGGGUCGGACUGCACGUUGUACUAUUACAGCUGGAGAAACUCGACGGUCGAAACGUUCGUGAGGAUCGAUGGCCCCGUAUCCGACAUGGCGUUGAACCCGAUCGACACUGCCAUAUGCUGUUUCGUAGGCAAAGAGUUGUUCCGGUUGAUGACCAAAGCCGAGACGGACUGGCAGCAAUAUGGUUUCCGCGAAGCUGAUGGCAUACACUUUACAUGCGUCUGUUGGUUGUGCGGAGACAGAUGUCUGGCGGGCACCACUGACGGCAACGUCAUUCUGUUCAAGAACGGCGAGCUGCAAGCUUUGUACCGUGUUGAUGCGAUCAGUGAAAUCGACGUGACAACGAUAAUGACAGAGGUCUAUUUGUCUUUGACCACGAAACCCGCUAAUUUAUCGCGAAAAGACGUAAUCCGGAGCUGUUUUACAUUCGAAUCUGGUCUGGUGCUAUUGGUUGGUGACUUUACCAUUUAUCAUUUCAGGAAAACGGACGAAGGACGAAGAUACGAGAAAACCGACGUGUUCAUUAAGGAAGAGUAUCGGUAUUUGCAGCAGGAAGAAGUAAAGGGCGAGUUACCGAUGCAUUACAUAGAGAGCGCGUGCAUUAGCCCCAACGGCAAGAUAUUGACGUUCAUCACGAAACGGCCUCAACUGUAUCAGGCACUUCUAUCUCAGCUGGAUGAAAACGACGACGUAUCGACAACAAUGCUUAGUUUGCCCACCACACCAGGACCACUUGGCGUGGACAUGCACCAUGGCCCCGUGGAGAGCUUAUCGACGAGCUUGUGGAAACCAUUUCUGAUGACAUGUGGCAAGUUGGAUUACACCAUCAAAGUCUGGGACUAUGUGCAGUGCACGUUGCUACUGUCUAAACACUACCCAAAACAGGUGUGCGUCGUUUCAAUGCACCCCACCGGUCUGUAUUCCGUAACAGCGUUUUCGGACCACAUAGCGUUCCAGAUGGUUCAGAUGGACGAUCUGGUGCCGUUGAAAAUCUUCAAAAUCAGGAACUGUACAGCGGUCACGUUCAGCGGGUCCGGUCACAAGUUCGCCGUGGCUAAACCAGGUGCCAUAGAUGUAUACUGUUCGCUAUUGUUCGUUAAAUGUUUUUCGUGCCAUGGUCACUUGGGGCCAAUUGAAAAAUUGGUCUGGUGCAAUCACGACAUGAACAUAGUCGCUUACGACAUCGUUGGUGCCAUAUGCACAUUUGACACAAAAACCGGAAAUGUACUCACCCACAUCGCUCCCUACUCGGGAGCGGCUUAUACAGAUUUGGCAGUUGCACAAGACGUUAAUCAAUUAUUCGUCAUUGCCAAGGACGGCAGUUUGAAAGAAGUCUUCGAUCGAAAGGUCAAACGUGAAGUGAACUUUUAUGGAACACCAUUGAAUGCAAUAUCCAUUUCUAAGUCAGAUUUGAUUUUAUUCAUAGCAUCCGAAAAUGGAGUUAUAUUGACCGUAAUAUUACCUAUGGGAGUUCAAAUCGAAUACAAAGAAUUUAAAAUCCACAGUCAUAGCAUCAAGAAGAUGUGUUUGGGAACAGACGGCUCAGUUUUGGUUUCUUGUUCAGAAGAUUCGAAUAUAUGUGUAUGGGAAGUGAAAAACACAACAAAUAAAACAGGGAAGAUUGAUAUACCACUUGAAUAUACUGAUGACAUAUUAGUCAACUUGUUGCAGUACGAUCAAUUGCAUGAAAAUAUCAAAAAAAUUGAAACAGCGGUGAAUAAAUUGGAGACAGAAAAUACAAUUAAUGUAAAUACAACUAUUAAAGCAAAAGAACAGGAAAUUAAAGAUAUAAACAUAGCAAACACGACACUAUAUUAUGAAACCAUUAAAAAAAAUGAAGAGGAACAAGAAAAACAAAAAAAAUUGAUAAGUAAACUCAAAGUUGAGUUAAACCAAUUAAUUGAAACAAAUGAGCAGACUAUAGUCAAUUUAGAAUCAUAUUAUAAUAAAAAAUUAGUAGAGAAAUACAAAAAAUUUUCAAUUCUUGAAAACAAGGGAUUUGUAUUAACUUCUGGGUUAAAAAAAAAUUUAGAAGCUCGGCAAGAUGCUGUAGAUCAAGAAUUACAGGAGGCAUCAAGUAACUACGAAAAGCAACUUAGAGAAAAAAUUGAAGAAAUACUACAAUCGAAGGAAAAACUAAUUAAUGAAAAAAAUAUCACAAAAAUGUUGGUGGGUGAUACUGAAAACAAUGUAGAUGACAAUAUUUUCAGUAUAAAAAAAAAAAUCAGUGAUAAGCUGAAUAAUAUGAAUGACUUAUAUUCAAAAACUAUGAGUACCUUAGCGGAGGAAAAGAUUAAAUAUAAUUUGCAUACUAUAACUAUCGAGGAACUAAGGCAAUCAGCGGCACUCCUCGAAAAUGAUAUGGAAGAAUUAAAGCUGGCGGCUACUAAAAAAAAACAUAGAAUUUCUGUUUUGACACGGUUACUGAAACAAUCCAAAGAUAUUAUACCGCAAAAAGAUUCCCAGAUUCUAGAUGUUAAGCAACAAAUGUCACUAUUUGUAAAAGAUUUAAAUAUGCUCAAGGAAGAUAUUAUUGAAUUAGAACAAACCACCGAGCCAUUAGAGUUAGAAAUACAAAAUAUGAAAAAUUCUAAUGAUCAAAUAGAUAUUAAACUCGAAGAAGAUAUUAAUUCUUUGAAGCGUUUAAAUAUACUUUUGGAAGAUUUAAUAAAAAGGAGAUAUGACACCAAAGUCGAAUUAAAAAAAAAAAGACUAAGUUUUGAUAAUAUGACAAAAAAUAUCAAACAAAUGGAAAUUGACAUACGUGCGGCUUCUCAGUAUUUUCAUAAUGCAUCUGAAAACAAAAGAUUACUAACGGAUUUUUACAAUAAAAACAUAGGAGACACUGCGAUUAGUGAGAUCAAAGAAAAGGAAAUAAAAGGGAGGGAAGAGUUUUUAAAGCAGGAUGAUUUUUUGAAACAUCGUAUUAGUAGUCUGAAAGAUGAGUUGAACGCAUCUGGCAAGAAAAACGAAUUUUAUUAUUCAACAAUGGAAGAAAACACGAAACUUAUGAACGAAAUUAAUAUGCUACGGAAGGAGGCUAAUUUCUAUUUAAACAAGUACACCAAUUUCAAAUAUUUAUCAACAAUGAAACGUGUGGAUGAGUUAAAAAAAAAAAAAAAGAAA